AUGAGCAUCUCGGUGAACGGGCAGUCGGUGGUGCCGCCGGGGUUCCGGUUCCACCCGACGGAGGAGGAGCUGCUGACCUACUACCUGAAGAAGAAGGUGGCGUCGGAGCGCAUCGACCUGGACGUCAUCCGCGACGUCGACCUCAACAAGCUCGAGCCAUGGGACAUCCAAGAGAAGUGCCGCAUCGGUUCUGGCCCCCAGAACGACUGGUACUUCUUCAGCCACAAGGACAAGAAGUACCCGACGGGGACGCGCACGAACCGCGCCACCGCCGCCGGGUUCUGGAAGGCCACCGGCCGCGACAAGGCCAUCUACGCCUCGGGCGCCCGCCGCAUCGGCAUGCGCAAGACGCUCGUCUUCUACAAGGGCCGCGCCCCGCACGGCCAGAAGUCCGACUGGAUCAUGCACGAGUACCGCCUCGAGGCGGCUCUCGACGCCGACGCUGCCGGUAGUGCCGCGCACCACCCGGCCACCGCCGCCGCCGAUCAUCCCUACUACACCUCGUCGCUGCCGCCUGCUCUUCCUACCGCAAUCCGUGGCGCAGCGGGAGACCAAGCAACGCAGGAGCAGGAGGGGUGGGUGAUCUGCAGAGUUUUCAAGAAGAAGAACCUCGUGCACCACGGCCAGAGCAGCGGUGCCGCCAGCGUGACAGCAGCAGGAUCCAAAAUGGCGGCAGCGGCGGCGCCCAUGGAGAGCAGCCCGAGCCACUGCUCGUCGGUAACCGUCAGCGACUACUCCAACAAGCAGCAGGCGCAGGCGAUGCUGCAGCACUCCGCCAGCGACGACGCGCUCGACCACAUCCUGCAGUACAUGGGCGGCGGCAGCAAGCAGCCGGACACCAAGCCGGCGCUGCUGGACCAUCAUCACCACCACCACGUUGCUGCAGCAGCUGCUACGACGACCGCCGCUUGUCCUGCCCCCGCCGGCGGCCUCUACGGGAAGUUCAUGAAGCUCCCGCCCCUCGAGCACGCCGGCGGCGGCGGGCUGCUCCCGAGCCCGCCGGGGGCGUGCGAGUACGGAGCCGCCGCCGAUGCCUCGGGGAUCGCCGACUGGGACGCGCUGGACCGGCUCGCCGCGUACGAGCUCAACGGCCUCUUCGACGCGUCCAAGAACAUGGCCGCCUUCUUCGACGUCGAGCCCAGCGCCGCCGCCGCCGCCACCUUCUCCUCCUCCUCGUCCGCGCACGCUUCCGCCGCCGUCGACGGCGACCUGUGGAGCCUGGCGAGGUCGGUGUCGGCGUUGCACGAGGACUUGACGAUGAACAACUUCUAG
Miscanthus lutarioriparius is the source of this 1272-nucleotide messenger RNA. NCBI's taxonomy places the organism in Eukaryota, Viridiplantae, Streptophyta, Magnoliopsida, Poales, Poaceae. The record is from the annotation of a GenBank genome assembly.